AAUAAUUUCAUACCAGUUUAAGCCGACAAGUCCUUCAAAUAGGACUUCAGAUCUGAGUGUUUGCUAUUUGUCAGACACUCCUAGAGGACACUCUACUCUAUUCCUUAUCUCUCGAUUCCCGGUGUACUCUCUUUUUCUCCUCCAAUAUAUAUAUACUGUGUGUAUAUAUUUAGGGUUUAAUUCUUGUAUUGGAAACUUAUAGUCAUAAUCGAAGAUUCAAUUCAGCCGUUUAGACGAGUACUUCAAUCCACUGCUUCACUCUUUGAGAUAUAUUUAUAUAACUUUUAUAUAUUGUGUAAAAAGUCUUAACACUUAAUCAAAAAGUCGAUUAGAAAGAAGAAAUUUAUAUCUGCGAUAAAAAUAUGAAACUAAUUAUUCUUAUAAUUUGUUUAUUUUUAUCAUUCUCUACGUUAAAUACUCAAGAAAUUGCGCCUAAUGUGCCACAAAUGCCACAAAUUAAUACCGAUUGUGGACAGAAUUCGUCAUUCAAGAGGUGUCUGACCAGAUGUCCGGUGACGUGCAGUAACUACUCGAACCCUCCGAAGGGUUGUGUCAAGAAUUGUGCGAUCGGUUGUGAAUGUCACGAGGGGUUCAUCAAAGUAGAUAAGGGCCCCUACAGUCAGUGUGUCCGUCCAUUCGAGUGCGCCCUGUAUCGCAAAAAGCCGACCACUUUUGCCAAAAAUGUACUUGAACGCAAGAAUAAUGCAUAG
Messenger RNA from Oppiella nova, 710 nucleotides. NCBI's taxonomy places the organism in Eukaryota, Metazoa, Arthropoda, Arachnida, Sarcoptiformes, Oppiidae. The record is from the annotation of a GenBank genome assembly.